AUGGUGACCGAAGAAGAACAAGGAUUCCGAGCUGAAGUGAACUCAAUCAGCAGGACUAAUCACAAGAACUUGGUCCAACUCCUCGGGUUCUGCAACGAAGGCCAACACCGGCUUUUGAUAUAUGAACACAUGGAAACUGGCUCAGUAGCAGACUUGCUAUUCAAAGAUUGUAGGCUUAGUUGGUCCCAAAGGGUACAAGUUGCCAUAGACACGGCCAAAGGGCUUUUCUAUUUGCAUGAAGAGUUUAGUAUCCAAAUUAUACAUUGUGACAUCAAGCCCCAAAAUGUGCUUUUAGAUGAAAAUUUGACAGCAAAAAUAGCAGAUUUCGGAAUAGCCAAGCUUUUGGGGAAAGAUCAGACUCGAACGACCACUAAAAUACGUGGAACGAGAGGGUACGUAGCCCCAGAGUGGUUCAGGAACAUGCCUAUAACCGUCAAAGUGGAUGUGUACAGCUUUGGAAUCUUGCUUUUAGAGCUGAUUCGCUGUAGAAAAAGUUACAAGCAGGAUGUGGCGAAUGAGAAUGAAAUGAUACUGUGGAGUGGACUUGUGAUUGCUAUAGAAGAAAAGAGCUGCAUUUACUCGCAGGCAAUGAUGAAGAGGCAAUAG
Molecule: messenger RNA, 606 nt
Organism: Lycium ferocissimum
Lineage: Eukaryota; Viridiplantae; Streptophyta; Magnoliopsida; Solanales; Solanaceae
Product: G-type lectin S-receptor-like serine/threonine-protein kinase LECRK4
Exons: 1
Coding region: 1-606 (201 amino acids)
Biological process (GO): protein phosphorylation
Molecular function (GO): ATP binding; protein kinase activity
Source: RefSeq, a predicted model, not a curated record